Molecule: messenger RNA, 609 nt
Organism: Meleagris gallopavo (turkey)
Lineage: Eukaryota; Metazoa; Chordata; Aves; Galliformes; Phasianidae
Source: RefSeq, a predicted model, not a curated record
UUCUUCCGUCCCGCCGCCCCGCAGACGGAGAAGUCGCUGACCAACCUCAGCAGCAUGCUGGACAAGAAGGCCGUGGGCACCCCGGUCACUUCCUCCGGCUCCAGCUUCGCGCCGGGCUUCCUGCGGCGGCACUCGACCAGCAACCUGCCGGCCCUGGCUGCCGGCGCCAAGUUCCCCAGCCCCACCGGCUCCAGCUCGUCCUCCUCCUCCUCGUCCUCGUCCUCCUCCUCGUUCGGUGGCCUGAAGGAGCCGGGCUCCGGCGGCGGGGGCGGCGGUGGCGGCAGCCCCACGGCCCUGCUGAACAAGGAGAACAAGUUCCGGGACCGCUCCUUCAGCGAGAACGGCGAGCGUAGCCAGCACCUGAUGCAGCAGCUCCAGCAGCAGCAGGCGGCGGCCGGCAAGGGUGGCGGCUCGGGGGGCGGCGGGGCGCCCAUCAACUCCACGCGCUACAAGACGGAGCUGUGCCGCCCCUUCGAGGAGAGCGGCGCCUGCAAGUACGGCGAGAAGUGCCAGUUCGCUCACGGCUUCCACGAGCUGCGCAGCCUCACCCGCCACCCCAAGUACAAGACCGAGCUCUGCCGCACCUUCCACACCAUCGGCUUCUGCCCG